GUUUGUUUGUAAUGAGUCACAGGGCACAACAUAUUAGUCACAUAGCCUACAAUGAAUAAAUAUCGGCAGUCGUGCGGGAGUUGGUUAUUCGUGAAGAUUCACGCAUUUACUCACAUCAGCGAAGAUGUUUUUGUUGUACGUUGCUGUCUUCCUCACCGUUCUCUCAACCGUGCCAUGCUCUAGCCAGCAGUCGGCUCCCACGUACCCUUGGGAGGACGCAGAGACUAGGGAGGCGGUAACUUGUGAAAAGUGUCCCCCAGGGACGUACGUGGGCUCCCACUGCUCGAAGCAUCAACGCACCGUGUGUCGCCCCUGCGCUGAGUCUCAGUACACUGAGUACUGGAACUACGUAGAGGAGUGCCUGUUGUGUGACUAUCCUUGCUCUGAGGUCCAGGAGGAAGUGCAGGGGUGUAACAGAACACACAACCGUGUGUGCCGCUGUAAGGAGGGCUACUACAACACGCUGGACUUCUGCCUCAAGCAUUCCGUCUGCUCGCCAGGGGAAGGAGUGAAAAUUGCAGAUGUUAAAGUGUGUUGUCAGGAGGCGGUGCGGUUGGUUAGGGCGGAGCGUCAGAACCUGAGAGUGCUGCGGAAUAUGAGGCGUGCGAACUGGAACAGAACUGAAAGAAGCUUUACCUAUCUGAGACCCAUCUCCGGAGCAGUUCAUAACCACACUAUGGCUUGGGAGGCCAUUGAAUCUGGUAGCAGCAUCUCCAUCGAAGGGAAUCUGAAGUACAACCGGAUUCAAAGAAUGCUGACAGUGACACGUGCAGGCAAAUAUUUUGUUCACCUGACACUUCAUUUCACACGCACAGCGUUGGACUCCGUCAGCAGCAGGGUGAACGUGAUGUUGAAGUCCGCUACCGUCGUGCUGCUCUCGUGCGAGGUGGAAUUGCCAAGUGGUGGCCAAUGUGUGAUGCCCGUGACGAGGAGCUGCUGGGGCAUGGUGCCAAGCAUGAAGAGAGGCAGCCGCCUGAGUGCUCAAAUGAUCGUGCAGACGGACAGGGUGUUUGGCUGGAAGCUGGUUAGCAAUGAGUCAGGCUUCUGGAUUGUGAAUGGCCUGUAA
Sardina pilchardus (European sardine) is the source of this 1066-nucleotide messenger RNA. RefSeq lists its product as uncharacterized. Lineage: Eukaryota; Metazoa; Chordata; Actinopteri; Clupeiformes; Clupeidae. The coding region runs from base 125 to 1066 and encodes 313 amino acids. The transcript has 4 exons. Gene Ontology annotation, molecular function: protein binding. The record is from RefSeq and is a predicted model, not a curated record.